CUCCAUCACAUUCACAUUCACAUUCACAUUCACAUUCACAUUCACAUUCACAUUCACGUUCACAUUCACAUUCACAUUCACACUCACACUCACACCACCCCUCUGCAAUCGUGUGCGUAUGCGUAUGCGAAAUGCAAGCUGAUGGCGUGCACAAGAGGCGCAGAUUGUCGCCGCAGAGCAUCCGCACUCCAACGCGCACUCAUGUCGCCCACGCCUCUGCCUCUGCUCGUCCACAUGCUCAGCACGAGCACGAGCAAGGGCAUCGGCAUCGCCAUCCCUACAAUUCUCAAGAUGAGGAUGCAGAGGAGCAAGUGGACAGCGACAGCGACUCGCAGGAGACCGAUGUGCAUGUCCAUGUGCCCAAUGGCGAUGUGCACGUCCAUGUGCCCAAUGACGAUGACGAUGCCAGCAGCAGCACUUUGACUCUGAGCGUAGCGUCAGCGUCUACACCCGCGUCUGCACCGACCAUCAUCAGCCACUCAGGGUCCCACAAAGAGUCGCCUUCUGCUCGACUCUCCAUUCUAUCGCCCGCAUUCCUCACCCCAUCUCGCCACGGCCAUGCAGGCUGCCACGCAGCACCUGGCCGCACCCCCUUCUCCCAAACAUCGCCCAACAUCGAUGCUGGCGCGCUGCAAAGCGCUGCUUCCACACAGCACCUUCGCAAGCCCACGCAAGGCAUCCUCAAGCAAGCUCAGAUGCUGCGCCCGCCUCCUCCUUCCACCAACGCUGCACACAGCGGACAGCAGCGCGACUCUGCCUUCUUGUCCAGCUCGCAGUCCCAGUCCAUGCUGGCAAUGGGACAGCAGAUGCUCUCCGCAGUCAGAGCAAAGACCGCCGCACAGCGAGCUGCUCAAGAAGCUCUGCUGGAAGCCGAAGCCGAAGUUGAAGUCGAACGCGAAGCCAAGUCCGAACACGCAUUUGCGCUUGCGGCCGAGGAGCAGCAGCAGUCGUGGGCGCUGGAAGAGCGCACACGCUUGCCGCACUCUCAGGAACGGCAGUGCGCUGGCCUGGGUGGCACAUCCAGCCAAUCGGAUCCAUGCGCUGACUCCUACGCUUAUCCAGUUCGGCCUUCGACGCCGCCUCACAUGCCAAAGCAUCGCUCGCGCACCACUCUUCCCACCUUGGACGUCCUCUUGCAGCCCUCGCAGUACCCAAAGAUGAAUACAGAGGGCAGACAUGAAGGAUCAGGCAUGGCGCCAGGGUCUCUGCUUGAGGUCACAGGUGGACCUGGCACAGGCAAGACUGCACUGCUGGCGGCCAUGGCGGUAGCAGCAAGACUGGACGCUCUGCGCGAAUGCUUGCUUCAAAUUUCGCACGGCUCAUGCGAAUCGCAGCGGACGGACUGGGAUGCUCUCGUAGACAAAGCCGAGAGCGUACUUGUCAUGGACACCGAGGGCAGUUUGCCCCCAUCGCGGAUUCUGCAGGCAGCCAGAUCGCAAAUAGCCGCACUGGAUGCGGGCGACUCUUUGUUGGUAUGCUGCAGGAGUACUCCUGCCGUGAAUACGCUGGCCGAUCUGCACAGGUCGGGCGCCUGUGCAACUAGCGGUCAGGCGUCGCGAAUGCUCGUCAAGGCAGUACUCGUAGGUGUUCACCACUCGAGGGUGCCCACACUAGCUUCGCUACUUGCGCACAUCCACCUGGCUUUUCCGACUCGGCACUUCGAGUCAACGGAAGAGGAUGGUGACAUGGCGCCGGACGAGCACUCGAGCCAUCUGCCCGCUCGAGUGCGCUUGAUUCUCAUCGACUCGAUCUCAUACCACCUCAGAGGGCCGCAAGGCGAGACUGCGGCCGAUCGAUCCAUUCGCUCCCACGCGCUGUCUCGCAUCGCGCAAUUCGCAGAGCGAUCACGAUCAAGAGGCAUAUGCGUGGUCGCCUCGAAUCAAAUGACCGUCAAGUUGUUCGGCAAUGCUGGCGAAGUCAGCAAUUUCAGGAACCACGAAGCUACAGCUCGACUCGUACCUCAAGUCGUUCGACCAGUCGUGCGGUACGAGCACGAGGAUGAUGGCGAAGGACCUUGCGAAAUGGUUGCGACAACCGAUGAAGAAGCUGCGUGGGCCUUUGGCGAGCGGGGAAGCAUCUUGGGCGAAGAGACGAGCCGAGUCACGCUAUUCCGUGCCGGGCCAGAUUACCAGACGUGAGUGUAGCAAGAGGGGUCGGCUUGGCUUGCCAUUCAGGUUCGUGCUUCAUCGCUUUGCUCAUCGCAUCCGCUUGGAAACAGGUUUGCGCAGCUGACAGGUCAAGCGGCGUCGCAUGCUACCGCACUUACGUCGGCGUCGACUUCGCCAGCCAUCAAAACAGAGGCACCUGAUGGGGAUCUUGCUGCUGACGAGGCCACACAUCCACGAGACGAGCGAAUGAUAGCAAGCUGGAAGACUUGGAUUCGCUUCCACAUCGAUGUGAGUGCUUUGAGACCUGUCAGCACUGUGAGAGCGGCCCCGGACGCAAAUGGAAACAGUCCCCCGAGCGAUUCUCUCGCGCAUCGCUCUUGGCUUUCUGCACUGACGUUGUCUGCUCGACUUCCGCUGCGCACAGGACCAAGGAACUCCUCACGAGACACGGCGGCCUUUUCCAUCACAUCAUGCUCAAUCACAUGUUUAAUCCGUCG
Messenger RNA from Ceraceosorus guamensis, 2605 nucleotides. RefSeq lists its product as hypothetical. Gene Ontology annotation, molecular function: crossover junction DNA endonuclease activity; four-way junction DNA binding. Lineage: Eukaryota; Fungi; Basidiomycota; Exobasidiomycetes; Ceraceosorales; Ceraceosoraceae. The transcript has 2 exons. Gene Ontology annotation, biological process: reciprocal meiotic recombination; meiotic DNA recombinase assembly. The record is from RefSeq and is a predicted model, not a curated record. Gene Ontology annotation, cellular component: Rad51C-XRCC3 complex; replication fork; Rad51B-Rad51C-Rad51D-XRCC2 complex. Bases 132 to 2138 code for a protein of 668 amino acids.